CAUGAUUGGAUUAACUAGAUUUUCACCUUCAAAUUUUAGUCUCAUAUACUACGUUCUAAUGUGUUAUAAAUACUGAAUUUAAGACACCUAAGUGUGCAUUUCAGUAAGAGCAGAGAACCAUUUAGAUGUUACACAUACAAACUUUGAAAUGGAAAGUUUACGGACUUUGUUCUUCAUUCUUUGCAUGCAAAAAUGUACACCACAGAGCUGGUGGCUUAGUCCAGAAAAUGGACCAACCUGCAAGACUGGUACUUGUGGAGAAACCAGUGACACCUGUGAAUGCUCGUUAACCAUUGAACACAGACUUACCAUGCUAACUCAAAACCCCCCACUAAUACUUCGACCUCGCUCAGGGAAUCUAUAUUUGUACAAUGAUACAAGUUAUGUAAACCCAAUAUCUGAAAAGUUGAAAGCCGAGGUUAUCACUGGUGAUGGUUAUGGCUCUAGAUCUGUCAUAGCCAUUAAUGGGAAGUUUCCUGGUCCUACAAUUGAAGCGUAUGAAGAUCAGACAAUGAUCAUCCAUGUUCGUAAUUUAAUGCACACCGAUUCCACCACAAUACAUUGGCAUGGAAUGCAUCAAAAAGGAACUCCAGAAUUCGACGGAGUGGCCUUCAUCAGCGAGAGUCCGAUUCUUCCUGGACACACAUACACCUACAAAUUUACUGCUCAACCAACCGGAACUAAUUUUUACCAUGCACACAUUGGCGACCAGCGUAGUAUGGGCUUAUAUGGAGGGCUCAUAAUAUAUCCAAAAUAUAAGUUCUACUCACAGCCCCAGGUCGGAUUCACUGUUUUAAUUCAGGAUUGGAAUCAUGAUGACGAGCCCGAGACAUUGUACCUACGCAUGCUAAAUGGCGUACUGGAUCUGACAAGUAAUACCAUAAAAGAACCAACACAGUCUUAUGAUGGUGCCAGUUUUAGUAGAUUUCAUAUGCACUCUGGUUUGAUUAAUGGUAAAGGACGAUUUUACACAGCCGAUUACUAUGGGACCUAUUAUAACAAUGGAGCACCACUUGAAACAUUUGAAGUGGAGUAUGGACGGUCAUAUCGGUUUCGUGUUAUCAGUGCUGCAACAUUGUAUCCCUUUCGGGUUUACGUUCAAGGGCAUCCUGAAUUGAAUAUUCGAGCAGCGGAUGGCUUUGAAAUAGUUCGUGGCACUGGAAGCAAUAGUAGCGAAUUGAUUGUGGAGUCCUUCAUCAUUCAUCCCGGUGAAAGGUAUGACUUUACACUGAGUGCCAACAAGAAUCCUGAUACCUAUCUAUUAGUGGCCGAAAGCAUUGAAGACCUCUCAUCGAAAAAUCCUCGUGAAUAUCAUGCAGCAGAGGCAUUCAUUCAUUACAAAGAGAGAGCUUUUAGUUAUAAAGGUAAAGACAGUGAAAAUCAGGAUCACUGUACAUCGGUAGCACCAUGCAUAACAUUUAAUUGUCCAUACCUUUAUUAUCCAACAAGUAUGAGACGAAGGUGCAUUACGUUUGAUCAAGCAAAUAGCAAUGAAUAUUUGACAAAGUCCAAAGAAGUACAAAUUGUUGAUGAAACUCUUUUCUUUAAUUUUGCAUUUCCUGGAGAGCCAGGAAACACACCAGGCUCAGUCAAUGGCCGUCAAUUUAUAUAUCCUACCUUUCCAAUCCUUACAAACGAGGCAGCACUAACUACGCCCUGUAAAGCCAGUGAAUGCGGAGAGGACCAAAUAUGUAGUUGCACUUACAGCAUUGAACUUGCAUCCGACUGGAUAUACCAAUUUGUCAUCACUAAUUUAGGCAAUGGUAGAGGGUGGUCACAUCCUAUACAUUUGCAUGGUCACAAUUUUUAUGUCAUGAAAAUGGGAUUUGGAAGCUAUGAUACGAAUACAGGAAAGUUGUUGGCUUCAACUACUGACAUUGAGUGUAUAGGUACCAAGAACUACUGCAAUGAGGCUAAAUGGGCCAAUAGUAGCUGGGCGACAGGUAAUAAUAUACCGGGUCUUCAGCUAAAUAAUCCCCCAGAAAAGGACACCAUCAUAGUUCCGACUGGAGGAUAUGUCGUCAUUAGAUUUAAAGCUGACAAUCCUGGUGCCUGGUUCUUCCAUUGCCACAUCGACCUUCACAACACAAAUGGAAUGGGAAUGGUAUUUUUAGAAUCCAAAGACAAAUACCCAUUCAAAGACAGCAAAGCAAACUCAAAAGAAGAAGGAAGUCAUCAGAGACUGGUUUUAUUUACUUUGCUGGUGUUGGCCUUCACUUUGUAUUGAUCAAAGCAAGGAUAUUUUUAAACAAGAAUGAGAAGAAAUUCAUUUACACGAUAGUGAUAAAUCAGCUUUGUAGCAACUUUAACAAGUUUAUGUAGAAAAUGUUUAAUUCAAUGAUAUAUGCACUUAUAACCAUUGUACUUUGCCAUAAGAAAUGUUUAUAUAUAUCAUAGUCUGACCCAACGUAUUUGGAUAAUUUUAAACAAAAAUACACAUAUCUGUGAAAGAUGCCUAGCGCGGUUGAAAUUGAUGAAAGGUAAAAUAGCAAAGAUAUCAUCAUCAACACUAUCAUUUUUCACCAUUAUAAAGAAAAACAGAUACAGUAUUUUACGGAGAUUUAUCAUGGGAAAUGUUGAUAUCUUUUCUCCAUUCAGAAGUCACUCGAAAUACCUUGCACAGUUUUAUAAUGUUAUCAUUCCCAGAUGAAUAGAAUUUUUAUUUUUAGCCAUGUAUUGAAACCUGACAAGCUAGGAAAAGUUUUGGGAUUUAUUCAUACUAUUGAAUGAACAUCAUUUGAACUUUGAGGUUUUCAUAAAUAUCAGAUAAUUCAAGAAAAUGUUUUGCAUACCCGGUACAUAUCUUGGGAUAUACUUUAAUAAAUGUUUAAUGCUGUUAUUUUUAUUUUAAUUGAAAUAUCGUCCAUUUCCUUUUUGUAUUUAGGUAGAAAAUAAUUAAAUGUAUAAAAUGAUCUAUGUAGAAGUUUUGGAUAAGUUUUAAUGUAGUGUAAAGUUUAAAUGUAAUUUUUUUUACUGAACUUUGUCUAAUCAUGUCGUAGUAGGAUGCAUGUAAGAUUUAGUGUUGGUGACUUGAUGAGAGAGAGGUAAUGACCAGAAGUAAUUAAAUUACAGCUGAUGCAGAUGAACAAAUUAACAUUAUUACCAUUUACAAACCAUCAAAUUUAUUUACAAUGCAUGACAACAGAUGAAGACCAAUUGCAAUAGGUUAACUGACUCCGGUGACCUAAAAACAUUCUUAAUGGUUACUCAGUGUGAAACAUCUUUAAAUCGAAACUCUGCAAUUGCUUUUUUUUUCCAGCUGAACAUGACUAAUAAAGGCAUAGUCCACCAUAAUUCUCUUUUAUCGCCACUAUCCCUACAACCCUUAAAUAAGCCGCUGGCCUUUCAACAGCUCUCAGUAUUUGAAAGUAGAGGUCUCACCUGUGUAUAAGUACAUAUUACAUCAACAUAUUACAUACUCAGUCUCAAUGAAAUUAUCAAAUGUUAUGUACCUUUUUUACGACAUGAGAAAAGUAACAUUUUCAUUCAUAUAGUUUCUAUGACAAGCUAUUGAAAACCCUAUUGGUAUUCUGUAAUUUGCUGGAACUUAUGGUAAUUACUGGUAAUAAAAGGUGCAAUAAAGAUAAUGUCAGUAUGCCUUGGAAUGCCAGAUGCAGAAAGCUGUACUGGAGUACUGAACUAAAAUAGCUUUGAUGUAUUGGGUUUAAUAUAUGUACCUUUAUUAGGUCAAAGCAAGGGGAGGUGCAAAAUAAAUAUGUACAUGUAUAUGAAUUUCAUGACAAUUUCAUGAUUUUGCUGAAAAUGCAGAAAAUAGUGGUUAAAAAAGCAAGGAUGCCUAUGAUAGAUACAGUGUACUGAGCCACCUAUAUUACCCAAACUUGAGCCACCUUAAUUACCCGAACUGAAAAUCGCUUGUUACAAAUUGUCAUGUUCUUCAGAAAAUAAUUAUAGAGUUCUAAAGUUGAAAGAGCUGUUUGUUUUUGCUUGACAGAUAUAAAGCAUGAAACAAGUUUCCAAAGUCUCUUUACUAUGGGAAUGGAGUAAUACGAUGAUAUUUCUUCUUUUCAAAUCCACAUUGAAAUCAAAGUCAUUGCAUAAAGAAUUUUACAGAGUUUCAUCACUUUUAGAUGUAAGCCAUUUAAGAUUUGCAUAUCUAUCUAGAUCCCAAUGUUCCUGUUGAGUUAUUAACAAUUUGUUAGUUGUAAACUUUUCUACUUUCAUUUAAUGGGUUUUUUGUCCAAGUACUUUGUCAUUUGUUAACUUUAGUUAAUAAAUAGCCAUUCCAAUUCCUCAAAGUGUUGUGUCGU
Magallana angulata is the source of this 4268-nucleotide messenger RNA. RefSeq lists its product as uncharacterized. Bases 149 to 2227 code for a protein of 692 amino acids. NCBI's taxonomy places the organism in Eukaryota, Metazoa, Mollusca, Bivalvia, Ostreida, Ostreidae. Gene Ontology annotation, molecular function: copper ion binding; oxidoreductase activity. Gene Ontology annotation, biological process: iron ion transport. The transcript has 4 exons. The record is from RefSeq and is a predicted model, not a curated record. Gene Ontology annotation, cellular component: plasma membrane.